CGCAAAAUACGCCGCCAGUCCCCAAAACACAUUUAUACACAGAACCUAAUUACACAACUUCUUUAUUUUAACCAUUAGUGAAUUGUUUACAACUUUACGUGUAACCUGUUUUCUUCCUAGUCGUGAUUUAUCGAAUCAGUAUUAAAUUUUAGUGAAAUCAAAGCGUAUAAAAACCUGCCGAAGAACAACAGUGAGAACACCCACCUUUCUUAAAUUAUUAAACAGGAAUAUGUGAUUGUUUUUGAUUAUUGUUAUCGAUUCAGGUGUUAGAGCAAACAAAUGAUUCAGGGAUCAUGUCGGAUCUGGAACAUAAGUAUUUUGGCUGUAGUUUUCCUCUCCAUCUACAACAUUCUUCUCACUCUGAAACUAAUGUACAGCCCAGAAUGCAGCAAACACUCCCCUGUGGCUCUAAAGCCAGCCCAAAAGGUCGUAAAAUGUGAUCCUCCAAGACUUAGUUAUUCCAAAAGCGACCAAAUCUUCAAGCUCGACCUUCGUUUAGGUCGUUGGGACAACCGGCUUCAAUACAAACUUUUCGACAACAUCCUCAUCGGCGAUCAUUUUGCCGCUCUCAGUGACGUCCACAAGACGUGUUUUGCAACUCAAAGUUCUCUCGAAAAAAUUGCCUCAAUUGUAGAAGUAACUGCAAACUGGAAAGGUCCUAUUUCACUGGCUACGUUCGCAGCCAGCGACGAUGAGCUUAAUUCGCUACUUUUAUAUAUACUUUUUCUAAGAGAUUGUUUUGCCAAAAUAAGGGAACAAGUCAGUUUUCAUUUCGCUUAUCCGAAGGAUCAUCGACCAAAAAACAUAAAUAUUGAUUUUGAUAAGUUGAAGGAGAUGAACUGUGCGAAUCCUGCGGGAGCGCUUCAGCAAUUAGUCAAGCAAUACCUUAAAGGGAAUAAAUGGAGAACGAAAUUGCCGUACCCUCAAAACCAUCUAAGGAAUUUAGCUCGGAAGAAUUGUCAAAGCAAGUUUGUCUUCCUCACGGAUGUAGAUAUUAUCCCGAGUAAGGAUAUGGUGGAAAAACUGGAUAUAUUCCUCGGACGUGUAAAAUGUAACGGGCUUUGCGCAUACGUCAUUCCGACUUAUGAAAUCGACGAAAGAGUCAGGUUUCCUCCAAAUAAGACUGAACUUAUUCGAUUAGCAAAUAAAGGCCUAGCUAGACCCUUCCACCACAAGGUUUUUAUCUACAAUCAAUUCGCCACGAAUUUUACCAAAUGGCAAAGCACUUCCAACGAAAGCCCGGAAGUGCACAUUAGCCAUCCCGUCACGAACUUUGAAUUCCUCUACGAACCCUUCUAUGUGGCUCCGGAUACAGUUCCUCCCCACGACGAGAGGUUUGUGGGAUACGGAUAUACCCGAAACAGUCAGGUGUAUGAAAUGUUUGUGGCCGGCUAUGAAUUCCUUGUGCUUUCGCCAAUUUUCACGUGUCAUUGGGGCCUCCAAGUGAAGAAAACUCGGCCUCCGUGGCGGGAGCACCAAAACAAUCUAAACCGAAAACAUUUCGAUGGAUUCAAACGCGAAAUCUUCGCCAAGUACGACAAAGACCCGCUUCAUAUCAUGUCAGGCCGAAAAAAUUGAAACUCUAUUUAAAUCGCACAUUUAAUGUUAAACAAUUAUUUUGUUUACAAUAAAGUAUUGAGAUUAUAA
Molecule: messenger RNA, 1647 nt
Organism: Tribolium madens (black flour beetle)
Lineage: Eukaryota; Metazoa; Arthropoda; Insecta; Coleoptera; Tenebrionidae
Product: beta-1,4-glucuronyltransferase 1
Exons: 4
Coding region: 280-1578 (432 amino acids)
Molecular function (GO): glucuronosyltransferase activity
Source: RefSeq, a predicted model, not a curated record